This is a messenger RNA of Triticum turgidum subsp. durum (durum wheat), 2358 nucleotides long. NCBI's taxonomy places the organism in Eukaryota, Viridiplantae, Streptophyta, Magnoliopsida, Poales, Poaceae. The record is from the annotation of a GenBank genome assembly.
AUGUUCCCAUGGCCCGGGCCUUGCCUCCUCCUCUUGGCCGUCGCCGUCGCCGUCUCCGCGAUCAUCCCGGCGCCGAUGCUCGCCGCGGCGGCCUCCGAGCCGGAACGAUGCGGCAGCGUGACCGUAUCGCGCCCGUUCGGGGUCGUCCAUGGCUCUGAGGAGAACCGGUGCGCCCAGAUGGGGUUCCAGGUCCACUGCAAGGACCACGUCCCCUACCUCGGGUACUACGAGCCCGACUACGGGCUGCGGAUCCUCCACAUCUUCGUCCACAACGGCUCCCUGCUCGUCUCCGACGCCCACAAGCUCCAAGACUUCGACGGUAGGUCCAGCCCCCAAGGCUGCCAUGUCCCCACGGCCGACACGGCCACCAAAGUCGGGGACCCGUUCUCCAUCAGCCCCCUCAACCAGAACCUCGUCUUCUACAACUGCACCAGGGCGCCGGGGCGCCCAGUGGGGCUGCUGGACACGGUGUGCCGGAACAACACUUUUGUCCGCGCGGGAGGGCCGUACAACGCGUCCGGCGGGAUCGACGGCGGGUACGCUCUGGAGGGCUGCAACGCCACCGCCGUGCCGGUGCUCGGGGCGUCCGGAGAUGUCGCCCGGGUCUUCCCCGAGAACAACUCCCUAGUCGCCGUGAACCACAACCUCCUCGUCCCGCCCCGCGCCGGCUGCCCGCCGUGGUGGUUCAACAUCUCGCUGGGCCUCGGGCUGGGGCCCUACACCAUCAACAGGAAGAACAGGGAGGUCCUCGUCCUCUACAACUGCACCGAGCCGCAGCAGGUGGCUCCGCCGGGGUUCAACCGCACGCGCUGCGCCGACGGGUCCUUCUUCCGGCUUGGCGGGGAGUAUGGCAGCCACCGCGAGCUGGGCGUUGUCCCGUCGGCCUGCAGUCUCUCCGUCGUGCCGGUUCUUGGUUUUCCGGACGGCGACGACGACUAUGUCCAGAGCAUGAGGCAGGGGUUCCUGCUCGAGUGGACGGUGCCGUCGGACGACUGCCCCGAGUGCGAGGCAAGCGGCGGGCAGUGCAGGUACGCCGGCGACGGCACCGGGUUUUCCUGCGGUUGCGCCGGCGUCGCCCACCGCGAGAAGUGCGAUUCUUCUUAUGCAGGGGCCCGUAAAAUGGCAAGAGUGACCAUUCUUAAAAUAGUUGGAGCAGGACUAGGUGGUGCUGUACUCAUGGCAUGUCUCGGCUGUUUUGUCUGGUACAAAUGCAAGAAGAGGAAACAAACUGUAGCUUCGAACAAGUUCAUGCGAAGUGGAUCUUCAAUGACGUCAUACAGUAAAGACCUUGAGUUGGAUGGUUCUCCUCAUAUCUUCACUUUCGAGGAACUUGAGGUAGCUACUGAUGGGUUUAGUGCUUCAAGGGAGCUUGGUGAUGGUGGUUUUGGAACUGUCUACAAAGGAAAACUCAAGGAUGGGAGAGUAGUUGCGGUGAAACGCCUUUACAAGAACAAUUACAGACGGGUUGAGCAAUUCCUGAAUGAGGUUGACAUCCUGUCCCGCCUGCUCCACCAGAACCUUGUCAUCCUAUAUGGCUGCACGUCGCGCAUGAGCCGUGAUCUUCUCCUGGUGUACGAGUUCAUCGCAAAUGGGACGGUCGCAGACCAUCUUCACGGAUCCCGUGCGGCGGAACGAGGCCUCACUUGGCCUCUGAGGCUGAACAUUGCCAUAGAGACGGCUGAAGCACUGGCCUACCUCCAUGCGGUCGAGAUCAUACACCGAGAUGUGAAGACAACCAACAUAUUGCUCGACAACAGCUUCCAUGUCAAAGUUGCAGACUUUGGGUUAUCACGCCUGUUCCCACUUGAGGUCACCCAUGUGUCAACUGUUCCACAGGGCACACCGGGCUACGUCGACCCGGUGUACCACCAGUGCUACAAGCUGACCGACAAGAGUGACGUUUACAGCUUCGGUGUUGUGUUGGUGGAGUUGAUAUCAUCGAAACCUGCUGUGGACAUGAGCAGGAGCCACAGUGAGAUCAACUUGGCAAACAUGGCUCUCAACAGGAUUCAGAACCAUCAAGUUGUUCAGCUGGUUGAUCCGGAGCUCGGCUACAAUACCGACCCCGAAACGAAGAGGACGAUCGAUCGCGUCGCGGAGGUGGCCUUCCAGUGCUUGCAACUGGAGAGGGAUCUAAGGCCGUCCAUCAAGGAGGUGGUGGAGAUCCUGACUUGCGUCAGGGACGGAGACGGUGGGGAUAAUAGCAUGAAUAAGAAGGCAUCUCAGAAAGAAGACGUGUGCUUGCUCAAGGAUGGCCUGCAGUUCUCGCCCGACACUGUUAUACAUAGAUUCCAUAGCCAGUCAACUAACCACUCGGUAGCAUCGAAUGCUAGCAGAUUAUCUAACAUCAAAUGCUAA